UUUAUCGUGGAAAAAGUAACACUAAUGCACGGCAGUGGAAAAAAAAAAUAUUACCGAGUCUUUAAUCACCUAUCGCCUAGAAACCCACCCAGUUUUUCGGGUGAACUAUUUUUUUUUUUCCUGCUUCUCUUUCUUGUAACUAUCAGCGCGGUCUUUGUUGAAACUGAAAGGAAUGUUUUUCGAAUUUUACUGAACAUUCAUUAUGCCGCGGGGACCUGAAUUUUGCAAGGCCUUUUUGUUGUUGCCAGAGUUGGUAUAUAAGCUGCGUCCACUGACGAAAGAAAGCACACAUUGCUAAAAGUUUUUCAAAGCUUUACUUUCACUUUACAAAAUGAUUGCUAAGGUCGCAAUUAUCUGCGCCGUUUUUGUGGCAGUCAAAGGAAGUCUGGUGCAUACUGGUUCCAGCAUCAGCUCAAGACAUCAAGAUGGUUAUGGGAAUUACGCCUUCGGCUACGAUAUCAAGGAUGGUCACGGAGCCUCCAACUCCCGAUCCGAAGUUGGCGAUGGGCACGGCAACGUGAAGGGAGCCUACACCAUUCACGACAUCGACGGACGGGCCAGGCGAGUGGAGUACGUCGCAGACCACCACGGAUUCAGGGCCGCCAUCAAGACCAACGAGCCCGGAACCGCCGCCAGCGCCCCUGCAGCAGCAGUGAUCGCCAGCCCCUACGCCCUGCCUGCAGCCCCAGUGGCCGUCAAGCACGUCGCCCCCGUAGCGUACGCCGCCCACGUCGCAGCACCCGUCUAUGCUGCCGCCCCUGCACAUCUAGGAUAUGCCGGACACCACGGCGCCUACGGACACGGUCCCUAUGGUCACGGUGGUGCCUACGGACACGGAGCUUAUGGACAUGGAGCCUACGGGCACGGACCUUACGGACAUGGACUGGCACAUGCCAAGGCCUACCAUUACUAAGGAACAUUUAGUAGUGUUAUAGGUCUUCAGGUGCGAGAAAUGGACAAUUUCUACCACCUCGCAUGUGUUCCGACUCAAACAUCCUGUGAUGGUAUGGAUUUUAGCGAGCUAAUACCGGAAAUAUCGUUCUUAUCUAAAUCCUCUCUUCCCUGUCCAAUGGGUCUUUGCGGUACGUAAAAUGAAUUUUGUGGUUUACCAGCUUGGAUUCUUCAUCAGCUCAGGUCUCCGACGCUUCUGGUUUUUCCAUCUCUUGGAGGGUAUCGAUGUUAAUGUCUAUUUUCUUGCCAAAGUUACUUAGCUUUAUUGUUGUUAAUAUUUAAUUGUGAUUUUGUAAAGUGUGAUG
Messenger RNA from Uloborus diversus, 1256 nucleotides. RefSeq names its product adult-specific rigid cuticular protein 15.7-like. Bases 332 to 913 code for a protein of 193 amino acids. The transcript is spliced from 4 exons. The record is from RefSeq and is a predicted model, not a curated record. Gene Ontology annotation, molecular function: structural constituent of chitin-based larval cuticle. Gene Ontology annotation, cellular component: chitin-based extracellular matrix. NCBI's taxonomy places the organism in Eukaryota, Metazoa, Arthropoda, Arachnida, Araneae, Uloboridae.